CUUGACCCGUUGACGAACGUCCUGUUUGUGCGCAGCCUGCGCGCGCCCGCUGAUCUACACAAGCAGCAGCGGCACGCGGCCGCCGAGCGAAGCCCAUCCACAUAGUUUACAAAUCAGGCGUCGAGCUGUUGCGCGUCGCUACUAUCGCAGCAUCCUUCCCAGCAGCAGGGGGAAAAAAAGAGAAGCUAAACAGGCAAAAGUUUUUGGUGACUCGCGAAAAGAGGAGUCGCUAUGGAUGGAAAGGAGCCGUUCGCGUGAAUAAACAAGCAAAGACCCGGCGACGGCGUUUCUUCUCACGGUGAAAGAAUGAUAACAUAGCUGCUCCGCUGGCGUGGUUUCGUAUGAGAGGACGCGACGAGCUAAACUGUGGGAAAGUUUGAAGCAGCGACGGGCGAUGGCGCGGCAGCGCGGAGACGCCGGGACGAACGCGGCGUCCAAAGCGCGACGGCAGCGAAAGAAGAAAGCCAAGGAGAACAAAACCAGGACGGUCCACGCGAGCAUACGGCACGACCCCUCCAAGGGGGAGGAAAGCCCCAACCGACACUAUGCAAACAACAAGAUUAAGACCACCAAGUACACGGUGCUGUCCUUCCUGCCCAAGAACCUCUUCGAGCAGUUUCACCGCUUCGCCAAUGUUUACUUUGUGUUCAUCGCGUUGCUGAAUUUUGUCCCGGUUGUCAACGCCUUUCAGCCAGAGCUCGCCCUGGCUCCCGUGGUUUUCAUUUUGUCCGUCACUGCCAUCAAGGACCUGUGGGAGGACUACAGGAGACACCGGUCGGAUAAAGAGAUCAAUCACAUGGACUGCCUGGUGUACGGCAGGGCGGAGGGGCGUUACGUGGAGAAGUACUGGAAGGAGGUGCGGGUGGGAGACUUCAUCAAGCUGCGAUGCAACGAGAUCCUCCCUGCCGACGUCCUGCUGCUGAGCUCCAGCGACCCCGACCGCCUGUGCCACAUCGAGACGGCCACAUUAGAUGGGGAGACCAACCUGAAGCAGAGGCAGGUCGUCCGCAGCUUCUUCGAACUGGAUUGUGACUUUGACCCCUUGAAGUACAACAGUGUGAUUGAAUGUGAAAAGCCCAACAAUGACCUGAACAGAUUCCGAGGAUACAUAAUCCAUCGAAGCGGCAGAAGAGAUGCACUUUACAAGGAAAACCUGCUGCUGCGAGGCUGCACCAUCCGGAACACGGAGGAGGCCGUGGGAAUCGUCAUCUACGCAGGUCACGAGACCAAAGCCAUGCUCAACAACAACGGCCCGCGCUACAAGCGCAGUAAACUGGAGCGACAGAUGAAUGUAGAUGUGUUCUGGUGUGUCAUCAUCCUGCUGGUCAUGUGCCUGUUUGCUGCCGUGGGUCAUGGUCUGUGGAUGUUUCAGUACGGAGAUAAGAGACCCGUGUUUGACGUUCUUGGUCCAGAUGGGACCGACUUGUCACCCAUCAUGUCAGCGAUCUAUCUCUUCCUCACCAUGAUCAUAGUCUUUCAGGUCCUGAUACCCAUCUCACUUUUUGUGUCGAUUGAGAUUGUCAAGAUCUGCCAAGUGUACUUCAUCCAUCAGGACAUGGACCUGUACGAUGAGGAGACAGACUCCCACCUGCAGUGCAGAGCUCUUAAUAUCACUGAGGAUCUUGGCCAGAUGCAAUACAUCUUCUCUGACAAGACAGGCACCCUGACAGAGAACAAGAUGGUGUUCCGCCGCUGUACUGUAACAGGGGUGGAGUACUCCCACGAUGCCAAUGCUAGAAGACUUGCCAUGUACCAGGAGAUAGAUUCUGAGGAAGAGGAGUGUACGUCCCACGGUGGCACCCUGCCCCGGCGGGACAGCGUGACCAGUCACCAGAGUGCCCGGGUGGUGCUGCGCUCCCAGAGCACCAAGUCCCACCGCAGGACAGGCAGCAGGGCGGAGGCCAAGCGAGCCAGCAUCCUGUCCAAGCACACGGCCUUCAGUAGCCCCAUGGAGAAAGACAUCACCCCUGACCCUCAGCUCUUAGACAAAGUCAACGAAUGCAGCAGUCAGAUGGACUUUAUGCGCUUCCACAGCCAGCCCAUGUCCCAGCUGCCCUCUGACCUCUCUGACACCAUCGAUUUCUUCAUCGCUCUCACCAUCUGCAACACUGUGGUGGUGUCCUCCCCCAACCAGCCCAGACAGAAGGUCCGGAUGAGGUUUGAGCUGAAAUCUCCGGUCAAGACCAUUGAGGACUUUAUCAAACGCUUCACGCCCAGUCGACUAACCUCAGGCUCCAACAACAGCAGCUCCUCCAGCCUCAUCACAAACCGUUCUUCCAACAAGGGCUGCUCCAGUCUUCUGUCCUCCCCCUCUGCAGAGAGCACGCUAACCAAACUGGAUGAGGAGCAUCCUUCUGGAGGCCUGGACCACACCUUCAGCCCCGUCCCCCUCUGUUAUGACGCGAAGGCGCUGACCCUGGAAGAAGGUGAGCUGCGCUACGAGGCCGAGUCGCCCGACGAAGCCGCUCUGGUCUACGCUGCCAAAGCCUACAAGUGCUCUCUGGUUGGACGCCUCCCUGACCAGGUGACGGUGGAGCUGCCGCAUCUGGGGAAGCUGAAUUUUGAACUGCUCCACACGCUGGGCUUCGACUCAACCAGGAAACGCAUGUCGGUGGUGGUCCGACACCCUCUGACCGAUCAAAUCACAGUGUACACUAAAGGAGCAGACUCUGUCAUCAUGGACCUCAUCAAACCUCCAGACACAGGUAAUUCCAAAGGGAAGCGUCAGAAGAAGAACGUAUACAGAACCCAGAACUACCUGAACCAGUAUGCUGCAGAUGGGCUCCGCACACUGUGCAUUGCCAAAAAGAUUCUGACCAAGGAGGAGUACGCCUGCUGGCUACAACGUCACCUGCAGGCUGAGACAUCGAUUCAAGGGCGAGAGCAGCUGCUCUUUGAGUCGGCGCUGCGACUGGAGACAAACCUGCAACUUUUAGGAGCGACGGGCAUCGAGGACCGGCUGCAGGACGGUGUGCCUGAAACCAUAGCUUCUCUGAGGAAGGCUGGCCUGCAGAUAUGGGUGCUGACGGGUGAUAAACAGGAAACGGCUGUAAAUAUAGCGUACGCCUGCAAGCUGCUGGACCCCGAGGAGGAGAUACUGACUCUGAAUGCUGACUCUCAGGAGGCGUGUGCGUUGUUGCUGGAGGAGAGUUUACACUACAUCCAGGCCAAAUUCCUCUGCAGCUCAACAGAGCCGGCCACCAAGGCGCUGCACACUAACCUCGCACUCUUUGACAUCUAUUCCUCUUCAUCCUCCUCCUCCUCCUCCUCCUCCCACACCACGCCCUUCACGGUGCAUCGGCUAGGCCUGGUAAUUGAUGGGCGCACCUUGGCCUAUGCGCUGGACAAGAGUUUGGAGGACAAGUUCCUGGCUGUUGCUCGGAGCUGCCGCUCUGUGCUCUGCUGUCGCUCCACACCUUUGCAGAAGAGCAUGGUGGUCAAGCUAGUGCGGAACAAGCUGAAGGUCAUGACUCUGGCCAUAGGUGACGGGGCCAAUGAUGUCAGCAUGAUCCAGGUAGCAGAUGUGGGCGUGGGGAUAUCAGGACAGGAGGGCAUGCAGGCAGUGAUGGCAAGCGACUUUGCUCUCCCACGGUUCCGGUAUCUCCACAAGCUGCUGCUGGUCCAUGGACACUGGUGCUACUCCCGACUGGCCAACAUGAUUUUGUACUUCUUCUACAAAAAUGCUAUGUUUGUUGCUCUCAUAUUCUGGUAUCAGUUCUAUUGCGGAUUCUCCGGUUCAGCCAUGAUUGACCAGUGGUAUCUGAUCUUCUUCAACCUGAUGUUUUCUGCCUUCCCACAACUCAUCACCGGCACUCUGGACAAAGAUGUGUCAGCGGAGACUCUUCAACAUCUACCUCAGCUCUAUGUGAACGGCCAAAACUCUGAGGAAUAUAAGCCAUACAUGUUCUGGAUGAACAUGAUCGAUGCCUUCUACCAAAGUCUGAUCUGCUUCUUCAUCCCGUAUUUUGCCUACGCUGACUCUGACGUGGAUCUGUUUACAUGGGGAACCCCUAUCACCACCCUUGCAUUAAUUACCAUUCUGCUGCACCUGGGCAUUGAGACCAAAACCUGGACCUGGAUGAACUGGCUUUCCAUCGGCUUCAGCGUAGCGCUGUUCUUCACGGUGGCUCUGUGCUACAACGCCUCCUGUCCCACCUGCUACUCGCCCUCCAACCCUUACUGGACCAUGCAGAGGCUGCUGCAGGACCCCGUCUUCUACCUGCUCUGCGUGGUCACGCCGUUCUCGGCUCUGUUGCCCAGAUAUUUCUACAGGGCGUGUCAAGGCACGCUGUUUCCCAGUCCUGUCCAAGUGGGAAGGCAGUUUGAUAAACUCCCCGCUGAAACCCGCAGGAACAUCCUCAGUCUUAGCAGGGUCAAGGUGGGGUCUCCACUCAGCGCCAGGCCUCCCUUCCUGUCCCUCACCAAGCCCUUCACUAAUGACUGCAAUAAAAAAGACCAAAGGAGCUUCCAGGGCUCAAAGACAACACAGACCAAACAUGGACCUGUUUUACAAACAGAAGAAGAAACGGGUCGGCAAAGCCCGACGGGGACCACAGUCGGCGAGCAGGGCUUCUUGGAUCGCUACACAUUAGUCCCCACAGAGACAGACACUCUCCCUUACACCAAAGAUGCUGCUCCGCUCUCCACAGAGCAGCACUCCCCUCCUACCAAAGGCUCGGAGUGUCUCCGUAAGACGUUAGAGCUGUCCAGCUGGAACCCCUCAGACAGUGUCCAGCUCAGUCUGCCGCCUGACACCGACUCUCACUGUGUCAAAUACAUGAGGAACUCUGAGGAGAAGCUCGGCUCGGACCACGCCUUUCACCAGGCACACAGGACAAAGGCAGAGGACUCGCUGCACACCACCCUAUGAUGUCUUAGAGUUUUAUAUACGUCCUUCAAACUCCAAUUUGCACGAUAGUUUUUUAAGAAUCAAACUUUAUUGUAUUUUUCUAGAAAAUUGUUUUAUGAAAAAUGCAAAUAGGUACUUUAUGUUUUACUUGUUUCAAGCUAUUUUGAGUGUUGGAAUUUGGGCGAACUGGAAUGUUUCCCGUUUGCUUAGUUUUUACCCUGAUUUUUACUUCACGUAAGUGCAUCUCGGUUCCUGAUUGGGUUUUAAUGUAGGGAGGAGCGGAGGAGGGACAUUCCAAUGCUGGGUUGUUGGAGAGUUUGUUUGUUUUUUCCCAUCUUUGCCUGUAAAACCUGGAUCACAUUCCACUCAAGCCUUAGUCAUUGCAGCAUCAUGUUUAUAGUUGGAAGGCGCAUUAGAGUAGGUUAUUUCAGAGUUCUAGUACAUUUCAAUGCAGAAAACGAGAAAAUAGUGACAUUUGAUCGGAUUCACAAGCCUUUUUUAACUGAUAGGGUAUGCUCUUGAACACAACUUUAUGGGUUUGACACCCAUUAGGUGACAAAUUCAGACUCCAUACUUUGAGAAGUAAUCCUAAAUCAUGCUGUGUGCAUGUCUCUCGUUGAAGCUGUCUGGACAGUAGCAGCCGGGCAGUUUCCUAGUUUACUUAUAGUUUGGUAUUUGGGAAAAGCUUUAUUGUCUUAAUAGACAGACCUCAUCCCAGCAUUAAAAAGGAAAUCCAUGUUUGUUUGGACCGGAUCAUAGGGUUUCCAGGCAACCAUCCAUAUAUACUAGCUGCCCCCCACCCCAUUUCCUGUGCAUGUGCUGAGCUACCUGUUGUCUGCCUUAACAUCCGCACAAGAGCGCUGCACCAGGAACUGAGGCCAGAGCCUGCAGAUGGUUGGGGUAGAUUAGCAUCGUGAUUGGAAACACAAGUGGACCUUAAACUUGGCUAAACGUAAAGAGAAAAUCUGCCCACUAGCACCUCCAAAGACCCAUAAGUCUUAGGCUACAUGUUAUAUUUAUUUGCUUUCUACCAAAACUGGAGUCUUUUUGUCUCAAGCUUUAGGUGAGAUUGGAGCUGUUGAGAGUUUUUGCUUUUGAACACUUGUAUUGCUAUGUUUGUCAUCUAAAAAGAUGAAAUCCCCAAAACGGCCCUUUUGAGCCUUUGUCAACAACAAGCUAGCGUGACAUUCCAUUAGCUCCAUGCACCAAGUGGGCUCAGAAGGUCUCUGCUUUGACUCAGAUGCUCCAUGUAGAAGAUGUAGUGUGAACUUAGCACUUUGAAGGGAUUGUGUCAGGAUCCCCAUCCAUUAUUGUUGGUGCUGUUGACGUGUUCAGUGUGUGAAAGAAAUAUUCUUACGUCCGCAAACUGGGAAAAGUCUGGUAAGAUGUUGGAGGUUGGUUCAGAGCAGCAGCACCUUUAUUCUCUUUGUAUGUGUUUGUAAAGUGUGUCAUUUGCCAAAGAUCAUUUAUAUCUCUGUGUUUUCUAAGCAAUAGUAUGUGCCUUAACACUGGAUAAGAAAAUGCAGACCCGGAGUUUGCUUCUAAUGCUGAAUCUGUAUUUAAUGAAGGCUUUGUGUCUCUGCUCAGUGAGGAGCCUUCUGUCGGUGUAGAUCACACGCCGUUUCUUUGCUCCCCUUGUUUUUUUUUUUGUUUUUUUUUUGCAUCUCUAUCUCGUGGCAUGUUGCUCAGAUCCUGACUCUGCAGUCUGGUUCUGUGCUAUGGGGUGUGUGUGUGUCACACUUUUCUGUGCCAGAGUGAAGCUCAAUCUAUUCACUGCUGCCUUUCUGCAAAUCCACUUUAACAGGUUCCUCGCAGGAACGCGUUCUACGUAUCCGUUUCACAUUUGCUGUUGAGCCACGAGUUCAUGCUUCAAGGUUUAAUCUAAACAUGCUGUAGACUUAAGAUGGUUACAUGUCCUGGUUCAGUCCGGUCUGAGCCAGGAGGGAGCUGGAAACACUCGAAUCACUUCUUCACUUUAUCACCAGCUUGGGGAAUUUUAGGUUUUUGUUCAGAAGUGAGUUUUUCUUUGUGGCUGUUUCUCUGUUUCAAGGAUAUUUGUGAACAAAAUAAAGUUGUUAAUAAAGUAUUUACCUAUUGCGGCCUUUCUCCCCGUGUUCAGGAAAAUGUAGUUGUUGCUUAAUAAAAAGUUUCAUUGCUCAA
Molecule: messenger RNA, 7009 nt
Organism: Betta splendens (Siamese fighting fish)
Lineage: Eukaryota; Metazoa; Chordata; Actinopteri; Anabantiformes; Osphronemidae
Gene: atp10a
Product: ATPase phospholipid transporting 10A
Exons: 21
Coding region: 395-4870 (1491 amino acids)
Biological process (GO): phospholipid translocation
Cellular component (GO): plasma membrane
Molecular function (GO): ATP hydrolysis activity; ATPase-coupled intramembrane lipid carrier activity; ATP binding
Source: RefSeq, a predicted model, not a curated record